Molecule: messenger RNA, 2495 nt
Organism: Acanthopagrus latus (yellowfin seabream)
Lineage: Eukaryota; Metazoa; Chordata; Actinopteri; Spariformes; Sparidae
Product: CDP-diacylglycerol--glycerol-3-phosphate 3-phosphatidyltransferase, mitochondrial
Exons: 11
Coding region: 135-1874 (579 amino acids)
Biological process (GO): cardiolipin biosynthetic process
Cellular component (GO): mitochondrion
Molecular function (GO): CDP-diacylglycerol-glycerol-3-phosphate 3-phosphatidyltransferase activity
Source: RefSeq, a predicted model, not a curated record
AAAAAGUCACCACUAAUCAAUAUGUUGAUCAGUCCAAGCUCUUAGCUUCUCACACAGACAACAGUGGGACCAGUGUGUCUGUGUACCUGGUGCUCGUGUCAAUAAAGUUUUUUCAAAGUCCCUCCGCUGCAGCAAUGGCGGCUCCCAUGUCCUGGAGGAGGCUGGUGUACUCCGUGUACACACCGGCCAUCACCGGGGUUUUCACCCGAAUAUCCGACCGACUCCUCCGGGCCCGGGACAGAAGAGGAGGGUCCUCGGUGCUGCUGCUGGCUCCCCUCCUGGCUGAAGCCGACCCAGCCCCACGUCGUGUCUCCAGGCCCACGGGGUCAGCCGGAGCUCAGGGCACAGACGGCCUCUGCGCCCAUUUCCGAUGGAUGGAAGAGCACGUCCCCGCCUUCAGGGUGCCGGGCACCCACAUCCACAUCCUCACCUCACCUGACCAGUUCUACCAGGCCAUGAAGGCACGUAUCAAGACUGCGAAGAGGCGAGUGGUGAUGGCCUCAUUGUAUCUGGGAACAGGUCAGCUGGAGCAGGAGCUGGUGGACUGUAUGGAGGAAGCUCUACAGCGCUCACAGGCAAACGCUCACGCUCCCGAUCUGAAAGUCUCCAUAUUGCUGGACUACACUCGCGGGUCACGAGGACAGAUCAACUCGAGGACCAUGCUGCUGCCGCUGCUGCAGCGCUUCACCUCUCAGAUGCGGGUGUCUCUGUACCACACUCCGGACCUGAGGGGGCUGCUGCGGCUGCUGGUCCCGCAGCGCUUCAACGAGACCAUCGGAGUCCAGCAUAUCAAGGUCUACCUGUUUGACGACAGCAUCAUCAUCAGCGGGGCCAACCUGAGCGACUCGUACUUCACCAACAGACAGGACCGCUACGUGCUGCUGGAGAACUGCAGGGAGGUCGCCGACUUCUUCUCCGACCUGGUGGAGGCCGUGGGAGACGUCUCCCUGCAGCUGCAGCCCGACGACUCGGUCACCAUGCUGGAGGGCAUGGUGCACCCGUACAAAGUGGCUGUAAAUCCUCUCAAACACUGUCAGAGCCGAGAGCGCCGUGACCCAGAGAUCAGACUGACCCGGCUGCACCCGCUCGCCUCCAUCUAUGUGUCCCAAACAGGCAACAGGCAGGACUUCUCGGCGGCGGCGAGGCAGCGGAUCAUGGAGGUGGUGAACGCGGCCCACAUAAGGCAGCGGCUGACGGGCCGGUCGGAGGACUCCGAGGACGAGGGGAUGAGCGAGGGCGAGGAGGACACCUGGGUGUUCCCUCUGGUCCAGAUGAAACCUCUGGGCAUCCAGGUGGACGAGCAGGUCACGCAGCGCCUGCUGACAGACGCCGGGCCGGACUCCACUGUGUUUCUAACAUCGGGUUACUUCAACCUGACCCGGGCGUACAUGCGGCUGGUGCUCGGGGCCGGAGCCAACUACCGCAUCCUGACCGCCUCCCCCGAGGUCAACGGGUUCUUCGGAGCCAAGGGCGUCGCCGGUGCGAUUCCCGCAGCUUACAUCCACAUCGCCAGGCAGUUUUACAACCAGGUGUGCCGACUGGGCCAGCAGGAGAGAGUACACCUGCACGAGUACCACAGGUCACAGUGGACCUUCCACGCCAAAGGUCUGUGGUAUUACCUCCAGGGGCAGGAUCGGCCUUGCCUCACUCUAAUUGGCUCCCCUAAUUUCGGUUACCGCUCAGUUCACCGUGACCUGGAGGCCCAGAUCGCAAUAGUAACAGAGAACGAGGAGCUGCAGAACCAGCUGCAGGAGGAGCAGGAGACGUUGUACCAGCGCUCCACCGAGGUCUCCAGCUCGACGUUCGAGCAGCCGGACCGCCACGUCCAGCUGUGGGUGAAACUGGUCACUCCCCUCAUCAAGAACUUCUUCUGAGAGGCCACCAGCAGGUGGAUUUGUUCGGUCCGGAGCUCGGAGGUCGGUACACUCCUGCAGAUGGGUACGAGUACCACCGACAUCCUGGAGAUGUGGGCUUCACCUCGGCAUGAACCAGUGUGUCCCAGGAAGUGACUCUCUCUCUCUCUCUCUCUCUCUCUCUCUCUCUCUCUCUCUCUCUCUCUCUCUCUCUCUCUCUCUCACACUCACUCACACUCACACACACACACACACACAAGCAGAUGUAUGUGGUGCAUUCAGGGGGUCGAAACCUCUUUGUUACACAAACUCCAUUUGCUUGCACAUUAACACCUGACGUCAUCACACUGGACUUCUGGUUUUUAACAUUGAAAAAAAAUAGAUAACCUUCUACUACAGUUCAUACCUCUCUACAGCUACAUGUUGCAUGUAAAAGAUAGCAAUAGAGACUUCUUCAGAUGAUGUGAUGAAGACUGUGACGAAGGUGCGGUGAAGAAUUAAAAACCCCUUGAGGAGCCUUAAUGAGAGCUCUCACAGUGAGUUUACAGCUCUGCCUGCAGCAGGAAUCAAAGCUAACUGUACAGUGUCUUUGUGUUGUUAUAUUUGUAAAUUAAAGGAAGACAUGGAGAGUUUUUAAAAUGA